AAGACCGCAGCCAACGAUGAAGAGGACGACAAAAGGAGUCAGAAAAAGUUAAAUCUCCAAUCCAGUCAAACCAUCAACUUUAAAAUGAGUAAAACUGCAAGCCUAAUUCGCAAAACGCAGUCGCAUUUCUUAGUGUCCUCUGAGAAACUGGACAAGGCCACGAAAAGGGUUAUAGCUCCGUACGCACAGAUAGUGAGGAAAGGGUUAAAAGAGGAGAGGAAAGAAGGGACAUACUUGGAUAUAAAUAGGUUUAACGUGUUUUUGGAAGAUACCGUUGAUUUGGACUCGCUGCUGUAUGAGACUGCUAUGGUGUUGAAGACCGUUACUAAUAGUUCUGGAGCUUUUGUGUACAUUGUGAAUAAAGUGAACAAUGAACUGGUACUGAUGCCAAAAAAUACAAAAAACCCUGCGAGACAUGAAGUCAACAUUCCUAUUGAAGAGGGCAAGAUGGCCGCAGCCCACGUGGCCUCCACCAAGGAAUACCUGGUACUAGACGACGUGCAGCGCGACCGGCGCUUCUCCUCGGGCCUUCGGUGGAUAGAUGCCAAGACCGCGCUCGUGAUGCCAGUACUGCAGCCCGAUGGAGAUUUAUACGCUGUGCUGGAGCUGUAUAGGACGUGUGCGGAGCCCUAUGAUGCGAACGUGGUAUACACGGUGGUGAGCGUGGCCUGCUGGGCGGGCGCAGCGGCGCACCAGGCCGCCGCCCGCAUCACGCUACAAAAGACCGGCCAUCUCAACGCGGAGCUGCGGGCUUUGCUCAACAGCUACUUCUGCAACUUGGCCUCUAUCGACACAAUGCUUACCGACAUGUUGGCUGUAGUGAAGUCCUUCAUGGGUGCCAUGCGGAGCAGCUUCUACAUUAUAGACCGCGAGCGCGCCGAGCUGACGGCCGACAUGUGGGACGACGGCUGGGCAGAGAACACCGCCAUGCCCCGCAAGAAAACUAAAGUCGACCUGAACGCCGACCAGACCCCGGCAGGCCUAGUGGCUCGGACCGGGGUCUCCCUCAACGUGAGAGACGCGUACACGGACCCUCGAUUCAUGAAGGAGGUGGACCCCGCUACGGGUACCGUCGUGCGAUCGUGCCUGGCUAUGCCGAUUAUGGAUAAAAAGGGAGUUAUUGGAGUUGUCACACUGACCAACAAAAAGAAUGCCAAACCGUUCAAAGCCGAAGAUGAGGAGAUAUUCAAAGUGUUCGUCAGCUACUGUUCUCUCAUCGUACAGUUCUACCACAUGCAUCAGGAGAAGAUCUACCAUGAAAACCUGAACCACGUGUACUGCGACCUGAUGCAUGUGCACCUGAAGCCGUGCCGACACGACUUCGACGAGCUCAUAGAGAGCAACGGGAUCGCUAUACCGCCGAACAACUUUAAUUCCUACAACUUCCAUAUAAGUGAGAUCAGCAAAGAAGACAUGCCCGGGCUAGUAUGCUACAUGUUCAGUGAAACGAUCAUGGAGAAGAUGAGUUUCGACCGCACGCAAAUGGCUGACUUCGCGCUGACGGUGCUGGGAUGUUACCGGCCUAACCCUUACCAUAACGCAGAACACGCGUUUUGCUUUACACACACUAUGUAUAUGAUACUGCUGACAAACCCAGGACACUUUGAUCCUAUUGAGACAGCGGCACUGCUCCUGUCCGGAGUGUGCCACGACCUGGACCACCCCGGCGUGAACAACAACUUCCUCUCGCUGACCAACCACCCGCUCUCGCAGAUGUACAGGACCUCGCUAUUGGAAUACCACCAUUACUUCCUAGCCAAGAAGCUUAUUGAGGAUAAGAAAAUCAUAUCAAACCUGCCACCAGCCGACCAGGAGCGCCUACUAGAGGAGAUCAAAUACGACAUUCUCUGCACGGACUUUGCUGUGUACUUCCAAGUGAGGGCUCAGCUCGCGAACGUCGUCGCCGAAGGAACCUUCGACUGGAAACUGUCCGCACACAGGAACCUGCUUAAGGGAAUACUUAUGACGACAAGUGAUCUCUCGGGAUGCUGCAAACCAUUUGGUGUUGCUAAAGCUAUAACGGCUUGUAUAUACGAAGAAUUUUAUAAUCAAGGUGACAAAGAGCGCGAAAUGGGCUACACCCCGCUCAGCAUGAUGGACCGCCGGCGCUCCUCGAACCAGCCCGCCGAACAGAUCCAAUUCCUGUGUGUGGUGGUGAUGCCCUGUCUGCUCCUGCUCCAACACGUGUUCCCUAACACGGCGCAACUUGCUGAGAAUUGCAGAUCGACCCAAGAAUACUGGCACGAGGAGAUCGAGAUCCGCGGCCAGAAACUGUGGAAACAGGACGACUCGCUCGUGAGCUUCGGACGUAAAAACACGAGCGACACCCCGGAGAAGGUGCUUAAUGAGACUGAGACGCAAUAA
This is a messenger RNA of Cydia fagiglandana, 2364 nucleotides long. Its product is annotated as cAMP and cAMP-inhibited cGMP 3',5'-cyclic phosphodiesterase 10A-like. Lineage: Eukaryota; Metazoa; Arthropoda; Insecta; Lepidoptera; Tortricidae. Gene Ontology annotation, molecular function: 3',5'-cGMP-stimulated cyclic-nucleotide phosphodiesterase activity; protein binding. The record is from RefSeq and is a predicted model, not a curated record. The transcript is spliced from 15 exons. Bases 85 to 2364 code for a protein of 759 amino acids. Gene Ontology annotation, biological process: signal transduction; negative regulation of receptor guanylyl cyclase signaling pathway.